Ostrea edulis (European flat oyster) is the source of this 3168-nucleotide messenger RNA. RefSeq lists its product as uncharacterized. The record is from RefSeq and is a predicted model, not a curated record. Lineage: Eukaryota; Metazoa; Mollusca; Bivalvia; Ostreida; Ostreidae. The transcript is spliced from 2 exons. Bases 1777 to 2952 code for a protein of 391 amino acids.
AAAUGUCUUUACCUAGUAAGUAAGUACAGUGAGUUUGUAAAUAAGUGUGUGUACCUAAAUAAUUACAGUAACUCUGUAAAUAAGUGCAUGCACCUAAGUAAGUACAGUAACUCUGUAAAUAAGUGUAUGUAACUAAUUAAGUACAGUAACUCUAUAUAAAUAAUUACAUGCACCUAAGUAAGUACAGUAACUCUGUAAAUAAGUAUGUGUACAUAAGUAAGUAUUGUAACUCUGUAAAUAAGUGUAUGUACCUAAGUAAAUACAGUAACUCUGUAAAUAAGUGUGUGUACCUAAGUAAGUACGGUGACUCUGUAAAUAAGUGUGUGUACCUACGUAAGUACAGUGACUCUGUAAAUAAGUGUAUGUACCUAAGUAAGUACAGUAAAUCUGUAAAUAGUCACUUUGUUAAUAACUGUAUGCAGUUGAUAAUGGCAUAUUUAUACAUAGAUAUGGGAAGUUGAUGAUGGAGAAGCUGAUCAUUACGUUUGUCAUACAGUUGAUGUAAAUACAUCGCAAUAGAUUACUUUAAAUCACUACUAAUUGUAUUGCUAGACUUGAUGUUAACAUAUCGUAAUGGCCUACAUCUUUACAGUUACUCCCCUUACACCGGGAGUUCUGGGCACGCUGACGAUUACGGUCCUCAGCUUUAAAUAAAUAGUACUAACAAAUGGUGUAUAGUAAAACUUACGUUACCAAAUUCUUUAUUAUGCUGCGUUUUAACAGGUUGUAAUAUAUCUAUGACAAAAACAAAGUUUAAUUACUCAGAUUUUAUGGAGAAAACGUUUUAGAAAAUGCGCUUCGUCAAUUUGUAAAAUUGGGGAUGGGGGUGUUAAAGGUUUAUUUGACUAUUAUUUCUGUUGAAAUUAUGCAAUUAAUACUGAUGAUUUCAGUAUAGGGAUUUUCUCCGUGACGUCAGAAAUCAGUCACGUGAAUUACUGGUUGGCAAAACAUUUGAAAGUUUAAUGGCCGAAUGCUGAGUAAACACGAGCAAAACGAUGGUUGUAUCAUGUUGUGUAAUAGGCUGUGCUAAUCGAUUUGAUAAGAGUAGUCCGAAAAGCUUUUACCGCAUACCCAAGAAGCCAGAAUCAAGAAGAGAGCUCUGGAUAUCUGCAAUUAAGCGUCAACACAUCAGUGGUAAACCAUGGGAACCAGCGGACCACGACCGUGUUUGUUAUCUGCAUUUUGUUACUGGUAUGUACAAUAUAUACAUUCAUUUGGAAGUAAACAGACACAUAUAUGUACAGGUUAGAUGUGUAUUCAUACGAGAAUGUUAAGACCAAGCACCGGGAGUUGGGGGGGUGGGUUGACAAGUAAACAGAGAGAACGGAUUUUACCCGAUCAUUAAAAUCUGGAAUUGUGAGAAGGAUGGGGUGGAGUAUUUAUCAACUCAAUCUGCCUAAAACCCCAUAUCAUUUGAAUUGUUAAGUGGGGAGCAUCAAGCAGCACUGAUGUUUACAUGAGUUCAAUAUUCAUAACUGUUAAAAUCUUACAUUCUUCUCAUCUAGUCCUAAUACAGCUGUAUUAUGUCAUACUAUCAACAUUAGGGGGAUUUAUCCAAUAUACCUUAUAUCUUUAUUUACGUAUAAAAUAAAAGAUGAUCAAUGUCACUCACAUAGGGGGGGGGGGGGGGGGGGGGGCUAAAUUGUACUCAAUGAAGAUUCAAUUGGGAACAACUCAUACUUGUAAAAAGAAAUGCAUAAAUGAUUAAUUAUAAUCUUAAUUUCAGGUUCGAAGAGCAAUGAUCUGUCAUCUCCUGAUUAUGUGCCAUCUGUGAAUAUGGGAUAUGACACAAUCAGACAGAAAAAUCCAGACCUACGAAAGUCAAGAUACUUGAGAGCAGAAAAGCGUGAAACAGAGAGACAACAUAUUGAAGUAGCUUCUGCCCUUUUGGAUUUAUCCUGCAAGGAAAAUCUCAACAUGCCAGUAUCAGAUCCAGAUCUACCCAGUGACUGUCCAUCAAAUGCAUCUCAGCAUGACAAUUGUCUGAAGAAAAUUGCUGAACUUCUCCUGGAAAAUAAACAACUUUAUUGUGAAUUAGAAAGACUUCAGGUGGAGAACAAAGCACUCACAGAACAGGUGGGAAAGAGUUGCUUUGAGGAGCAAGUGACAGGGAGUGACCGCAGGCUGCAAUUUCACACAGGAAUUCCGUCAGUUACUUUAUUUAUGUGGCUACUUUCAUAUGUGAACAGUGACCUGCCUACAAGCAAAGUGAUGUCAGCUAAAAGUGUUCUAUUGUGCAUUUUAAUGAAGCUUAGACUAAACCUACAACACCAGGACUUGGCUUAUCGUUUUAAUGUGUCGUUGACUACAAUUUCAGAUAUGUUCAAUUUAAGUCUACCCAUUAUAGCAAAGAAACUGUGUUUUCUGAUUCAGUGGCCAGAAAAACAAACAUUGAUCCAAAAUAUGCCCUUUGUGUUCAAAUCUUCAUAUCCGAAGUGCUGUAGUAUCAUUGACUGCUUCGAAGUCUUUAUUCAGCGACCAGGACACCUUACAACAAGAUCACAAACAUGGUCCAAUUACAAACAUAGCAACACCAUAAAGUUUUUAGUGUCUAUUACACCAACAGGUGCUAUAUCAUAUGUUUCAAGAGCAUUUGGUGGAAGGACAUCAGACAAAGUCAUUACGUUGCGAAGUGGAUAUCUUGACAAACUCCAGUAUGGUGACCAAGUGAUGGCAGACAGGGGCUUUUUGAUAGCGGAGGAAUUAGCAUAUCAUGGAGCAACCCUUGUGAUUCCUGCCUUUACCAGAGGGAAAACUCAGCUCUCGGCAAGAGAUGUUGAACAAACACGGAAAAUUGCACAUGUAAGGAUACAUGUAGAGAGAGUCAUUGAGAGGAUCAAGAAUUUCAAUAUUCUGAGCACUAACUUGAGUAUGCACAUGGUCCCUCAUGCUGACAGUAUUUUAACUAUUUGUGCUGCAGUAUGCAAUCUUCAACCAAAAUUAGUGGCAUAAUGUAUCAACUUAGAAGACUAAUAUUAUAUUGUCUAGAUGUAAAUUGAAAUUUCCUUCUGCAUUGACUUUUUUAUUUAAACAUUGGGAGUGAAGAAUUGUACUUCAAAGUUGGAAAUGAACUUUCAGACAUCUGUAUGAUCAAUUCUGUUGCAUUACAACCCUUUUAUUUAAAGUUGUGAUUUAUUCCACUUAUUAAACCAUUAAAAUAUUGAUUUA